This is a messenger RNA of Dioszegia hungarica, 1407 nucleotides long. RefSeq lists its product as uncharacterized. The record is from RefSeq and is a predicted model, not a curated record. The coding region runs from base 1 to 1407 and encodes 468 amino acids. The transcript has a single exon. NCBI's taxonomy places the organism in Eukaryota, Fungi, Basidiomycota, Tremellomycetes, Tremellales, Bulleribasidiaceae.
AUGCCCCCUGACAUGCCCAGGGAGAACUACGCCGAACCUACCCUUUACACCCUAUCCUACCUCUCCCGCAUCAUCCGCUUACUCCUCUACUCGGCGCUCGGAAUAUCUGCCGCCGGUCUGGUCGGUUUCGAGGGCCUCCACUUCUACAUUGAGCAUCGGCUCAUGGCGACCCCCUCUGGUGCCUCAGAGGACGAGUACGGAUGGUCUGGCGAGGUCUUAUCGUGGACUGGGCGAGAGAAAGGCGGGACCGACCCUCGUCUAGGCUGGAAAGGACGGCAUGCGCUGCGCGGGGCAUGGAUCUGCCAAGAGUGGGGAGCAGGCGGGCCAGCAGGCAGUAUCGGACGGACAAUCCAUCCUGGUCCUCGAAGUGGGACAGGCAGCGGCGUAGAAGUGAACCGGGUGGACAGAGGAUUUGAGCUGGCGGAGGAGUAUGUCGAUCUGGCGAUCGGGGAGGCGGAGAAGCGGGGCAUUGUCUUCCCCGGAGGACAGGGCAAGGCGGAUCAGACGGCACUGGAUCUGCUGCUGCUCAAGGCGGGCGUGCUGGAGAGGUUGGCGACGGAGCAGAGCCUCGUCCAGGCCAAGGGCAUCUACCAGGAUGUGCUGGACAGUCUGAGGGGGACGGAUGUGGCGCGGGCGGUACGGCUGUCAGGGAAGAUUGGGGAUCUUGCGCAGAGGACAGGAGGGGAUGGGAAGGGAUGGUGGUUGGCGGGCUUGCAGAGGGCGGGUGUAGAGCUGCCGGCUGCAGGAAUUCAGCAGAAGGUGGAGAAGAAGGGAUGGUUCGGCAAGACCACACCAGCAGUCACUACUGUGCCUAUCGCAACCCCGCCUAGUCUAUCCCCUCCGGUUCUGCGAGCCGUCAUCAAUGUCCUCAUCUCGACCGAAGCCAAUCUCGCCACUUCUUCCCAAUACGCCGAGUCAGCCCGCGUCCAACAACUCGCGCUCUCCCUCAUCCCCCCCGCCUCGUCCUCCCUCUCAUCCCCUGCGGCUCUCCACGACCUCUGGACAUCCCACAGGACCGCCCUCCUCACUCUCCACUCUGCGUCGGUCUCGCACGCGCGUAAACUCCCCGCGGCGGCGACAGAAUCAGCCACCACAGCUGCCACUCUAUCCGAGAGUAUCAUCCCCCGCCUACCCUCGUACCCCAUCUCGAGUCCUCUUCAUCCAUCGGCGAAACUGCUGGCGAGGGACGCACAGUCAUUGGCGGCCGAGGCAAACUUCACGCGGGGUGUACUGCUGGAAAAGGCAAAGGAAGGGGCGGAGCUGGAAGUGGCGGGAGAAUGCUUUGAGCGGGCGAUGGGACAUGCGGGAGAGAGGGGGCCUGAGUGGGAUAGGUAUUGGAGAGCGUUUGCGAGGGUGAGGGAGAAGCUGGAAAAGCGGAGAGAAGCGGAGAGGGGGGUUAUAGCUUAG